This is a messenger RNA of Diversispora eburnea, 159 nucleotides long. The record is from the annotation of a GenBank genome assembly. Lineage: Eukaryota; Fungi; Glomeromycota; Glomeromycetes; Diversisporales; Diversisporaceae.
CAGCAUAAUCUCAAGCAAUAUAAUAUGCAUGGAGAAGCAUCAAGUGCUCCACUUCAAAAUUUUGAUGAAAUGCGUAAAAAUCUCAAUAAAAUUUUAAAAGAAUAUGAUCCUCAAGAUAUUUUUAACUGUUGCUACCCUUCUAGACUGUUAACUUUGUAG